AUGUCUCGAGCUGAAGGUCCCGCACUACCUAUUGCUACUCAUCAACCAUCCGGCAAAAUAGUGCGUGCUUCACGUCCAACAUCAUCAACAAAUGAACAACCUCAAGUUCCGUUACUAGUUAUCAAUCGAUAUCGUGUAACAACAUUGAUUGGUUCGGGUUCAUUCGGACAUAUAUUUGAAGCAGAUGAUAUCCAUACACAUGAACAAGUGGCUGUGAAAUUUGAAUCUCAUUCUCUUCAAUAUCCACAAUUAGAAUAUGAAGCACGAGUUUUAAAACUGAUUUCAGGAACUGGUAUUCCUAAAAUAUUUUGGUAUGGUGAAAUCGAUGAUUAUAAUGUAUUAGUAAUGGAGAAAUUAGGUCCAAGUAUUGAAGAUCUUUUAUGUUAUUGUCGUCGAUCAUUUUCACUUAAAACUGUUCUUCUACUUGCUGAACAAAUGCUUAAACGUUUACAACAUAUUCAUUCACGUACAUUUCUGCAUCGUGAUUUGAAACCUGAUAAUUUCCUUAUGGGAGUUUUUGCUUGGUCACAUCGUUUGUAUUUAAUUGAUUUUGGUCUUUCGAAACGAUAUAUUGAUUCUAAAACACGACGUCAUAUUUUGUAUCGUGAAGGCAAAGGUCUGACAGGUACACCACGAUAUGCUUCAAUUAAUUCUCAUCUUGGCAAAGAACAAUCAAGACGUGAUGAUCUCGAAGCACUUGGCUAUGUUCUUGUCUAUCUUUAUGAAGGACGUUUACCAUGGCAAGGUCUUAAAGCAGCAGCUAAAUCGGCUAAAUAUGAAAAAAUAUGUGAACGAAAACUUCAUACAUCAGUAGAAUCACUUUGUAUAAAUAUGCCAAUUGAGUUUUCAACUUAUUUAAAAUAUUGUCGUAAUCUUGAAUUUACUGAUGAGCCCAAUUAUCAAUAUUUAUUAGAAUUAUUUGAUGAUCUUUUUGUAAGACACGGUUUUGUACGUGAUUAUGUCUAUGAUUGGAAUCAGAUUCGUUUUCGACGUGAAUCAACAUCAAUAUCGACAAGUAAUCGAGCACCGCCUAUACUUAAAAAUGACGGAACUCAGUCAAAUAUAAAAAUUUAA
Messenger RNA from Rotaria socialis, 1074 nucleotides. NCBI's taxonomy places the organism in Eukaryota, Metazoa, Rotifera, Eurotatoria, Philodinida, Philodinidae. The record is from the annotation of a GenBank genome assembly.